Messenger RNA from Ictalurus punctatus (channel catfish), 1799 nucleotides. It is a transcript of the gene dcaf13, whose product is annotated as ddb1 and cul4 associated factor 13. The record is from RefSeq and is a predicted model, not a curated record. Bases 141 to 1478 code for a protein of 445 amino acids. Gene Ontology annotation, molecular function: protein binding. Gene Ontology annotation, cellular component: nucleolus; small-subunit processome. NCBI's taxonomy places the organism in Eukaryota, Metazoa, Chordata, Actinopteri, Siluriformes, Ictaluridae. Gene Ontology annotation, biological process: maturation of SSU-rRNA from tricistronic rRNA transcript (SSU-rRNA, 5.8S rRNA, LSU-rRNA). The transcript is spliced from 11 exons.
GGCACCACGUGACCAGCGUGCACUAACGCGUCACCACGUAAACACGCACGUUUGGUUCGUGGUUGCGUUACUUCAUUAUAAAUUAUACGCUGUCUAAUAAUUCAGCGAAUAGACGCCUAAUAAACACUUAAUAAAGCGUUAUGAAGGUGAAAGUGCUUUGUCGGAACCCGGACGAUUAUGUUCGAGAAACUUCAAAAGAUAUACAGCGCGUUCCCAGGAAUUACGAUCCUACUCUUCAUCCGUUUGAGGUCCCGAGGGAAUACACCAGAGCCCUGAAUGCCACUAAGCUCGAUCGGCUGUUCGCGAAGCCCUUCGUGGCGUCACUGGACGGCCACAGAGACGGCGUCAACUGCAUCGCCAGGCACACCAAGAGUCUCUCCACUGUGCUGUCCGGAGCUUGUGAUGGACAGGUAAAGCUUUGGAACCUGAGCAAGCGGGAAUGUCUGCGAACGAUCCAAGCGCAUGAAGGCUUCGUCAGGGGAAUAUGCUCACGCUUUUGUGGAACUUCGUUUUUCACGGUAGGAGACGAUAAGACCAUUAAGCAAUGGAACAUGGAGGCCCCUGGUUAUGGGGUGCAGGAGGAACCACUGACUACUAUACUUGGGAAGGCUGUGUACACAGGCAUUGACCAUCACCAGAGUGAAGGCACUUUCGCAACAUGUGGCCAGACGGUGGACAUCUGGGACGAGCAGAGGAGCAGCCCCAUUCGUUCUUUCAGCUGGGGUGUGGACAGCUUCAGCUGCGUUCGAUAUAACCCCGUGGAGACUGAACUCCUUGCCAGUUGCGCCUCGGACAGAAGUAUUGUACUGUAUGAUACGAGAGAGUCGGCUCCACUUAAAAAGGUUGUAAUGCAAUUGAGAAGUAACACACUUUGCUGGAACCCCAUGGAAGCAUAUAAUUUCACAUGCUCCAAUGAGGACUAUAAUCUGUACACCUAUGACAUGAGGCGUCUGGACACACCAGUUACAGUACACAUGGACCAUGUCUCCGCUGUGCUUGAUGUGGACUACUCGCCCACGGGAAGAGAGUUUGUGUCAGCCAGUUUUGACAAGACGGUUCGCAUCUUCCCCAAACACAGCGGCCACAGCAGGGAGGUGUACCACACCAAGCGCAUGCAGCACGUCAUCUGUGUGAGAUGGUCAGCGGACGACAAGUACAUCCUGAGCGGCUCAGACGAGAUGAACAUCCGCAUCUGGAAGGCCAAUGCCUCGGAGAAACUGGGAGUGCUCACAGCUAGAGAAAAGGCCGCCAUACACUACAACCAGAAGCUGAAGGAGAAGUUCCAGCACCACCCGCAGGUGAAGCGCAUCGCCCGCCAUCGCCACCUGCCCAGAGACAUCUUCAAACAGAAACGAGAGCUACGGGAGAUGAAGGAGGCCAGACGCAGGAAAGAACAAAACGUACGCAAACACAGCAAGCCGGACUCCGUUCCCUUGGUGACCGAGAAGGAGAAACAUGUGGUAACUGUAGUGGAAUAACACGUCACUGCCUAGAGGAGCUUCAAUCACACACACACACAUUCAUAUAAAAAGACUUUUUGCUCCAUGCAGCUGUGCGGUGUUGCCAUUCCGAGACAUUUUCAGCAAUUACUGCUGGUUCAAUUUGUCUACAUUGUGGUGGACUGUCUCGAACAGCUGCAGCAGUCAUGUUCAUUAGGGGGCGUCGUGUUCUUUACCGGGAUAUGAUUAGCGAUUGUUAACUUUUGAGAACUGCUUGAUGUCAUUAAUCUUAUUCAAGAACAUUUUUCGUUUUCCACUCAGCAGGAUGUCAAGUAAUAAAAUAUUGACUUUAUAUAAUAA